AUGCCCAUCACUCUGGCCGCCUCGGCCAGUUCACCGCCCCCGGACUCGGACUCAGGCCAUGGAGCCACUACGGAAGAGAACAGCAGCUCCCUGCAGUCAUGCAGACUUCCGGUGUCCGGUCUUGGAGCGGAGCCAGGCGCUGGACUAUCAAUUUCCAGCACUGGCUGGUUAGAAACCCCGUCAAUCGACCCCAAUGAGGGCAGUGCUCGAGAGACGCAAACUCUUCUUUCAAAGACUCCGACAACCUCAGGCUCAAACCCCAAUUUUCCGCAACGCAGUCGUCCAUCUCCGCCCUAUCAACUCCAUAGUUACCCGGUGAUACAGGAGCGACGAUUGCAGGACUCCAGGAGUCCAGUCUGUUCGAGCGAUUUGUUGGCCACUUGUUUGUACAGAAGACGAACGCCAAAUGACCGGCUGAGUCCACACUCGCUUUGGCAGAAGUGA
Messenger RNA from Protopolystoma xenopodis, 444 nucleotides. The record is from the annotation of a GenBank genome assembly. NCBI's taxonomy places the organism in Eukaryota, Metazoa, Platyhelminthes, Monogenea, Polystomatidea, Polystomatidae.